AUGUCGAACCUUCGUGUGGUCAAAGGACCCCAUGGGGUGAACAAGGUGCAUUGCGUCGACCGCCCCGACUGUAAGAAGACAAUCGUGUACUUUGGAGGGGACCAGAUACAUCAGCAUGGAGUGGAUGGGGUCAUCAUAGACCUGCAAAGCCCAACCAAGGUUGCCAAACUCCUGUGUAGCAGCAGUGGCGGAGCCGCAGUGUAUAGCAUCGAGCCUUCACGGCGUGAGGCAGGCAGCGCUUGCUACGACAACUUCCUGCACGGCUGCACGCUGAGCGGGGAGCCCCUGGGCUAUAAGGCCGGGCCUCUGAAGGCGCUGCCACAGCUGCUGGCCCUCCUCAUUGGGGCAGGCUGGGAGCACAGGGGGGGGGGGCGCGUUGACCUCAUAGCCUUCAGCAAGGGCGGCGUUGUGCUAAACCAGAUACUGACGGAGCUGGCGGAGCUUGCUUCACAUGGCUCCUCAACACCACUGGACGAGCCAGGGACCUCGAACGCCGCAGAGAACGUGCACCAGCUGACCUCUGCCCUACAAACAGUCCAGUACCUGGACGUGGGGCUCAACUGCCGCGGCGCCUUCCUCACAGACCCCCAGGUCUUUGUCGCGCUGGGUACAUUCGCGGCCAGGCACCCCCGCUUCCGGCUGGAGCUGUACACUACACCCUGGACCAGGGAAGGCAGCAGGAGGCCCUGGCUGGUCAGGGAGCGGGAGGCUAUGCUGAGACUGGCGACGCAGCGUGGCGUGCCCUGCCUCCACUCGCCCCUGUUUGCCGACGUGGUUGCAAAACAAUCGCCGCGGGACCUCCUGAUGCUGCACUUCAAGGCCCAUCUUGUCUUCUUGGCGAAUGAGAGUGCGGCCGACCCUGUCAUACUUGCUUGA
This is a messenger RNA of Auxenochlorella protothecoides, 876 nucleotides long. RefSeq lists its product as hypothetical. The transcript is spliced from 4 exons. The record is from RefSeq and is a predicted model, not a curated record. Gene Ontology annotation, cellular component: mitochondrion. The coding region runs from base 1 to 876 and encodes 291 amino acids. Lineage: Eukaryota; Viridiplantae; Chlorophyta; Trebouxiophyceae; Chlorellales; Chlorellaceae.